UCAGUUUUACGUCGAGCUCCGGUAUAACCCAAAUCAAAUCUUUGACUCCGAUUUGUUUCCAUUAUGGACAUAAAUACACCGCCAAAGGAGCGCCUGUGAACAGCCUCAGCAAUCGUUACAUUUCACAUUCCACUUUCAGUUUACCUAAGCUAGUGUAACUCCUCCUGAAGCUGUUUCGCUGACUUUCUGGCCCGAAGAAGAGCGUUGGCAGGUGGAGCAGACUUUGACGCUGUGUGACUGUCCAGCACUAAAAACUGACAGCCACCAUGUCAGGUUUAACACUACAGCAAGGUCUGGAAGAGGGGGAUAUUCUCGACCCAGAGUUUCAGCAGCGUUUGGAAGAUGCUCGUACUCUGCUCAGGCAGGAGAUCCAGCGGGAGUUAAAGAUUAAGGAGGCCGCUGAGAGACUACGACGAGCUGUCACUAAUCGCAGGAACGCAUCCGACGUGGAGGGCCAACUCAAAGCCUCAAACCGCAAGUUGGAUAAGUUGCACUGGGAACUGCAGGAGCUCAAUGCCAGGUCUAUGGCCACAGAGAAAGACAACACCACAGGUUGCUUGGAAGAGGAAUACAACCUAUCAGCCGAGUCAUGUCAGUGGGAAGAGGUUACUUCACCAGUGGCUAGUCGAGUCAGAACCCUGAAGAAACAGCUUACCAUGGAGACCAAAGUCAAACAGGGUGCUGAGAACAUGAUCCAGACUUACACCAACAGCUCAGUCAAGGACAGGAAGAUGAUGACCACAGCCCAGCAGAUGUUACAGGACAGUCGCACUAAGAUUGAGCUCCUGCGCAUGCAAAUUAUUAAAGUCAGUCAAGCCAGAGACGAGCGAGAUGGCUUGCAAGGUCAACCUGUGGAGAUGAUCUGUCCUCUGGAGCUGCGAAUAGCUGACCUCAUGCACCACAUGAAGAUUGAAUCGGCUGUAGCAGAAGGUGCCAAAAAUGUGGUCAAGCAGCUGAGUGGACGUAAGAUUCAGGACCGCCGCAUACUUGCAGAGGCCCAGGCGCGAAUGCAAGAGUCAUCUCAGAAGGUGGAUUUGUUACGCCUUUCCCUGGAGAGACGUUUAAGUGAGCUACCUCAGGACCAUCCCAAGCAUGGUGCCAUUAAGGAGGAACUAUUGUUGGGAUCCUCGCCUUCCUAUGGACUACCAAAGAAGCAAUCCAACGCUCCGUCCUGUUCUUCCUUCUUCUUCAAACCUGCCAGUCUAACAGGUCGAUUGGAGGUAUGUUUAAUGGGCUGCCAAGACCUGAUGGAAUCCGUUCCAGGCCGUGGCCAUGUGACCAGUUUUUUAGCCACCCCUGUAAGCAUCUCAGACGGAAAGUCUGUGAAGGUGAAAACCGGCCUAUCAGGACGCAGUGCUAAUGGCAAGACAACCAAGGCUGAGGACCUCUCAUCGGAGAUAAGUGCUGUGCUGAAGGUGGACAACAGGAUAGUGGGGCGCACACACUGGAGACAACUGGGCAAAGAGGCCUGGGGCCAGAGCUUCAGCAUUGAACUGGAACGGUCCAGGGAGCUGGAAAUUGCUGUGUAUUGGAGAGACUGGCGAGCGUUAAGUGGGGUGAAGUUCCUGCGCCUGGAGGAUUUCUUGGAUAACCACCGACAUGGCAUGUGCCUCCAGCUGGAGCCUCAGGGCAUCCUCUUUAUUGAGGUUACAUUUAUCAAUCCAGUCAUUGAGCGGCGUUCCAAACUCCAGAGGCAGAGGAGAAUUUUUCCUAAAGAAAAAGGGAAGGAUUUUCUGCGUGCUGCCCAGAUGAACAUGAACUUUGCCACAUGGGGCCGUUUGAUGAUGAGCAUCCUGCCUCCCUGCAGCUCCAUGGAGCCCAUGAGCCCUCCAUUAGCAGGCCCUAACACUGCCCCACCAUCAUCCAUCACUUCUCCGGCACGAGAUCCUGCUGUUGUUGGUCUAACUUUUACUGAAGAACAACCCGGCAGAAAUCCAGAUUACACAAGAAAGAACACUAAAGACUCUCCUCAGUGUCCUGGUGAGAACAACAGUCCAAAUCCCAAGCGACAUCCCUCAAUUUACUCCCCAGACAGAAACGCAGGGCUUCAGAUGGAAGACUUCAACUGCAUUUCAGUUCUGGGAAGAGGUCACUUUGGUAAGGUGCUGCUAGCAGAGUAUAAGAAGUCAGGCAAAAUGUAUGCCAUCAAAGCCCUGAAGAAAGGGGACAUUGUGACACGCAAUGAAGUUGACAGCCUCAUGUGUGAAAAGCGGAUCUUUGAAGUGAUCAACACAUCACAACAUCCUUUCUUGGUGAACUUGUACGGCUGCUUCCAGACUGCAGACCACGUGUGCUUUGUGAUGGCCUAUUCUCCCGGAGGAGACCUCAUGACACACAUUCACACCAGCAUCUUCACUGAGAAACAGGCCUGGUUUUAUUCUUCAUGUGUACUGCUCGGCCUGGAAUUUCUACACCAAAACAAAAUAGUUUACAGGGAUCUGAAGCUGGAUAAUCUGCUAAUGGAUGUAGAUGGUUUUGUCAGAAUUGCAGACUUUGGCUUGUGCAAAGAAGGCAUGGGCCACGGGGAUCGCACCACAACAUUCUGCGGCACACCAGAAUUUCUGGCUCCAGAAGUGCUGACAGACAACAACUACACCCGCAGUGUGGACUGGUGGGGGCUGGGGGUGCUCAUCUAUGAGAUGCUGGUGGGGGAGUCUCCUUUCCCAGGUGAUGAUGAGGAAGAGGUGUUUGACAGCAUCGUCAACGAUGAUGUGCGCUACCCUCGCUUUCUUUCUCCUGAGUCUGUGUGCCUCAUUCAAAAGCUGCUGCAGAAAACCCCUGAGAUGAGACUUGGAGCAGGAGAGGAAGACGCCUCGGAGAUCAAAAGACACAAAUUCUUUCAGGGAAUGGACUGGAGCGCUCUCCUGGCCAAAAAGAUGAAGCCUCCCUUCCUGCCAGUCAUCAGAGCGCUAAAGGACGUCAGUAACUUUGACGAAGAGUUCACUCGCCUCAAGCCAGUCCUUACGCUCCCACGCACACCCUGCAUCCUCACUGCUGAGCAACAAGAAAUCUUUGCUGACUUUGACUUUUCUUUCAUGAGUUGACCAGAGGGACCCUCUGUCCUGCCACAUCCUUGUGAAAGCAGCUCCUGUUUUACUUUUAUUAGCUAUAAGCUCUUCUAAAUCAACAGACGCUGAGAAACAGUCCUGCCUUUUUCAUGUCCACACAGUUGCAUGUUCACAUAAUCCUAAUGCAUAUUAACACACUAAAAAGUCCUUCAGAUACCAGUGAAGUGCGACAGGCUGCAGCUGAUUUUGUUGGACAAUUGACACAUUUUUACACUCGCUGGGUCUGUAUCAAGAUAGAUCAAGCCGUUGAUCAGCCAUUCAGAAGGCUUUUGGGUUUACAUUAUGAAAUGUUGUAAGUGCUAUCUUUUUAUAAGUGGACAUUUUUUGAUCCCUGUCUAUCCAAAGAUCUAAACUUGAAAUAUUUGUGAUCUUAACGAAGAAAAGUGACUCUAAAGGCCAAAGCAUUACAUUACAUUACAGUACUGCAAAGUACCUUCUGCAAUUUUGUAUAACCAUUAUACGUCCAUCUGUCGGUAACCUCUUAUGUUGUUGGGAUGUAAUAUACUGAAAAUACACAAAUUGUCGAUUUGUUUUUUCAUAGACGUUUCUUAGUCAAUACAACUGUAUUUGUUAUUUUAAAAUACUAUCAUAAAGAUUAUGCUUCUAUAGAACAAACCAGCCUGUUUGUAAAGUGUAAACUUUAAAGA
Messenger RNA from Etheostoma cragini (Arkansas darter), 3715 nucleotides. It is a transcript of the gene pkn3, whose product is annotated as protein kinase N3. Bases 267 to 3044 code for a protein of 925 amino acids. NCBI's taxonomy places the organism in Eukaryota, Metazoa, Chordata, Actinopteri, Perciformes, Percidae. The record is from RefSeq and is a predicted model, not a curated record. The transcript has 22 exons. Gene Ontology annotation, molecular function: protein serine/threonine kinase activity; small GTPase binding; ATP binding. Gene Ontology annotation, biological process: signal transduction; protein phosphorylation.